Molecule: messenger RNA, 2715 nt
Organism: Actinia tenebrosa (Australian red waratah sea anemone)
Lineage: Eukaryota; Metazoa; Cnidaria; Anthozoa; Actiniaria; Actiniidae
Biological process (GO): recombinational repair
Molecular function (GO): 3'-5' DNA helicase activity; DNA binding; ATP binding
Source: RefSeq, a predicted model, not a curated record
AAUACGACUUUCGUUUUCAGUCGUUUCAGUGCCUUGAUGAUUCGGUUUGAGACUUCAGUUAUCGUUUGACUCCGGUGAAAUGAGUUUGUGAGYGGUAAAUUUUUCAGUUCAGUCUCAUUAUGGCUGGAACCAACAAAUCUGGGACUAGACCACGCUCUGCAGACAUAGAGAGUGGAUAUGAAAGUGACCCGGACCUUUCUUACACUAUAAAAAGUUUAGAGAGACUGAGUCUUGAAGAUGAUGGAAAAAGAAACUGGCACGAAGAGAGUAUAAAUUACUUAGAUGAACACCAUAAAGAAUGGAAAGAUCUAAAAACGACAGUAAUGGUUCCACCYUGUUUACAGCUAGACCCAGUAAACAAAACAACCGGGCAAGAAACRGAGAAAAAAUUCUUUUACCUGCUAAAAGAGUUUGGGGAAAAGCACCAUGAACAAAUGUUUGUUGUUCACUCUUAUAGUUUUAGCGAACUCAUUGACAAGUUUGAUAAAGGUUAUGAAAACGAAACAAAGAAAGAAUGGGUAAAAGGAGAGCAUGACUUUGUGAUAAUUCAUCGUCAAUAUGGUGUUAUUUUUCUUGAGGUGAAAAGUAGGRAAAACACAAAGGGUGUGUAUACAGAAGGCUUACGUCAAAUUGAAAAGGGCAGGAAUGCAGCUGUGUCAUAUCUAAAGAAGAUACAUGGCAAAUCCAAAGGAGUCAAUAAAGCUUCCUAUGAUUGGCCCGGAUUUGUGGUGAUGCCUAACUGCGAGAAGACAAAACAACACAAUCCGUAUGAUAAUGUGGUCUACAAAGAGGACUGCUUCAGUCCAGAGUCUUUCAAAGAAUGGUGGGAUGACAAGAUUGCAAAUGCUUCAAAGGAAAUAAUUGAUUCAAGUGUCUAUGAAGAGCUUGUGAUAAGGUUUGUCCCCUUUUCCUGUUUAUUGCCAACCUUAAACCUGCAGAUUGACAAGACACACGAGAAUAUUGUUAAAAUAUUCACCCCCAGACAGUUGAAAGCCUGGUACGAUUCUUCUACAGUCCAGUGGUUUACUGGCCCCGCUGGAAGUGGAAAAACUGUGUUGGUAAUAGAGAAGGUGAAAGAGAUUGCGAGCAAAAUACAGGAAAGGRAGAAAAUGGAGAGAAUACUGGUGUUGUGUUUCAACCGUCCCCUCUCCAUUUAUCUGGAAAAUGAGAUCAAUGGUUGGUUUAAUGAAAAGUAUGRCACAGAGUCCCCAGUGACGAUUAAGACAUACGAUGCUUUCAUCAAGGAAGUAGGGGGUUUUGGUGUAGUUAAAGAGGAUGACUCAACAGAGUUUGUAAAAAGGAGAAAUGAAGUAGAAGCAACUGAUAAUCCUCCUGAUGAUAAGAAGUACGAGCACAUAUUUGUAGAUGAAGGGCAAGACCUUUCUGGAARCAAGUGGCCAAAAUUUCUUGAGAAGUUACACAAUAAACCCGACGAUAAAAGCAGAUACUAUUUUUGGGUCAUGUUUGACAGCAAUCAACAUGUGCAACUGAGUGAAACCCAAAACCUACCCUGGGAUUAUCUGAGUAAAGCUACGCAAUUAAAGUAUGUCUUCAGGAAUACAGAGAAGAUAUUUUCCUUGUCAAAAAAGUAUUAUGAAGACAUUUCCGAAGAUGGAGAAAUCCAGCUUGGACACAAAGAGAUAGGCUUGGACAUUCUUUGGGACCAGAACCUCGAACAGGACAGAUCAAACAGAGCAGAACUCGUGGUCAACCACAUACUAAWGUUGCAAGAUAAAAAGGUAAAAGCAAGAGACAUAGCAGUUUUAGAAAAGAAUAAGGACGCUGCCAUUUCUUUGAAUAAAGAACUCGGCUGCAAAUUACCCAAAAUACGCAGAUUAAACGCAGAGAAACGCUUGACUCCUGCUGCAAAAGAUGCUAUAGCUGUCGAUAGCAUAAGGAGAUUCAAGGGACUGGAAUCUAAAGUGGUGAUUUUAUGUGACCCCGAGUGCUAUCCCCGAGGUGAGAUGGAGAGAACACGCCAGCUCUUAUACACUGCAGUAUCGCGUUGUUUCUGUUAUUUGAUUAUAGUGUCAACACCUGAUGGCUGCGAAAGAAUCGAAAAUGUUUCAACACRCAUUCCACCUGACUCUGCUGGGUUCAGCUCACACAAAGACAAAAGGAAAAAUGAAACCCCUGUCGAACAGGUGUAUGCCAGCAUGGAAAAGAAACACAAGCAAGAAGAAAGACAUUCCACCUUUGACCGAUUUGGGAAGAGAUCACGUGAAAAUCAUUACGAAAGUGGGCCAACUGUUUGGAAACAGUGGUAAAAAGCAAAACUGAGAGGUGAAUCAGUUCAAUGGUCUUGUAACCUGAAAAGGACUGACGUAGAAAAUCAGGAUACAAGGCAUGAGAUUGGAGUGAAGCUUGCCAUCUUAUAUAUAUGAACUGCGUCGAACACUGGCAAAAUUUUAACUUUAAAUUUCUUUAGAUUGUUUGCGUGAACUAAUUCGAAUGAGAUUAGAAGCCAUUUUUAGCUAAAGAAUUAAUUAUUAAGUUGAAUAUACAUUUUGCAUGAAUGAUAAUAUUUUUUUUGUAUUCUAAUAACCAACAAACGACAAGUUUUUGUUAUUUUAUCGUUAUAAUAGUUGUACUUCUUGUAGAGUGUGAAAUUAUUUGAUAAAAACUGGUAGUUUAUAUAUUUUAUCAGUUUCAUCAGUCAUUAAAUGGAGAGCGGCACAUGCAUUAUGCACGUCCUGCUUUUUCUGCUAAAGAAAA